This is a messenger RNA of Tupaia belangeri chinensis (Chinese tree shrew), 1827 nucleotides long. RefSeq names its product importin subunit alpha-1-like. Gene Ontology annotation, molecular function: protein binding; nuclear import signal receptor activity. The record is from RefSeq and is a predicted model, not a curated record. Lineage: Eukaryota; Metazoa; Chordata; Mammalia; Scandentia; Tupaiidae. Gene Ontology annotation, biological process: protein import into nucleus. Gene Ontology annotation, cellular component: cytoplasm.
AUGGCAACGCUUCCACUUCCCAGCGAUACUCACUGGCCUAGUGCGCUCAAAGCAAAAUCUCUAUUUGCUGUAAAUCACCAGUCUGAGGUAAUUGAAGAGCAACUUAACAUAAAGAAACUAAAUUCCAGAGUCUGUACAACUUUUCCAGAGUUGCUUGGUUUGCGAGUAAUGUGCUGUAGCUUGUCCCUUGGCUCUGCUGUGCUAUCUCGACACUGCAUUACCUUGAUGCUACAGGCAAACUUCUCUAAAGCUUUCUCCCUUUGUCUCAUAACCGUGUCCACCAAUGGGAAUGCUAAUUCACCAGUUGCCCGUCUUAACAGAUUCAAGAACAAGGGAAAAGCCAGUACAAAAAUGAGGCAGCAAAGAAUAGAAGUUAAUGUGGAGCUGAGGAAAGCUCAGAAGGAUGACCAGAUGCUGAAAAGGAGAAAUGUAAGCUCAUUUCCCGAUGACGCUACUUCUCCACUGCAGGAAAAACGCAACAACCAGGGCACUGUAAAUUGGCCCGUUGGUGACAUUGUCAAAGGCAUUAAUGGCAACAAUUUGGAAAGCCAGCUCCAGGCUACUCAAGCUGUUAGGAAGCUACUUUCUAGGGAAAAACAACCCCCCCGUAGACAGCAUCAUCCAGGCUGGGUUGAUUAUAGUCCCAUCCAGUUUGAAUCUGCAUGGGCAGUCACUAACAUUGCUUCUGGGACGUCAGAACUGACCAAUGCUGUGGUGGACGGAGGUGCUAUCCGUGUGCUAUCCAUGUUCAUUUCUCUGUUGGCCUCUCCCCACACGCACAUCAGUGAACAAGCUGUGCGGGCUCUAGGGAACAUCGCAGGUGAUGGUUCAGUUUUCUGGGACCUGGUUAUCAAGUAUGGAGCAGUUGACCCACUGUUGGCUCUCCUUGCAGUUCCUGAUAUGUCAUCAUUAGCAUGUGGUUACUUACAUAAUCUUACUUGGACACUUUCAAACCUCUGCUACAACAAGAAUCCUGCCUCCUCGCUAGAUGCUGUUGAGCAGAUUCUUCCUACUUUAGUUCGUCUUCUACAUCUCGAUGAUCCAGAAGUAUUAGCAGAUGCCUGCUGGGUUAGUUCCUACCUUACUUAUGGAACAAAUGAAUGAAUUAAAAUAGUUGUGAAAAUAGGAGUUAUUCUCCAACUUGUGAAGGUUCUUGGAGCUACUAAAUUGUCCAUUGUGACUCCUGCCCUAAGAACCAUAGGUAAUAUUGUGACUAGGACAGAUGAUCAGACCCAGGUUGUGAUAGAUGCUAGAGCACUCGCCAUCUUCCCCAGCCUGCUAACUAACUCCAAAACAAAUAUUCAGAAGGAAGCUACGUGGACCAUGUCCCACAUCGCCGCUGGUCAGCAGCACCAGAUCCAGCAGGUUGUGAAUCACGGGUUAGUCCCGUUUCUUGUUGGCAUGCUCUCCAAGGCUGACUUUAAGACACAGAAGGAGGCUGUGUGGGCUGUGACCAGCUACCAAAGUGGCAGGACAGUGGAGCAGAUUGUAUACCUCAUUCACUGUGGCAUCAUAGAACCGCUUAUGAACCUCUUAACUGUGAAAGAUACCAAAAUUAUUCUGGUUAUCUUGGAUGCCAUUUCAAAUAUCUUUCAGGCUGCUGAGAAGCUAGGAGAAACUAAGAAAGUUAGUAUAAUGAUCAAAUACUGUGGAGGCCUGGAUAAAAUUGAAGCUCUACAAAACCAUGAAAACAAAUCUGUGUACAGGGCUUCAUAAAACUUGAUUGAAAAGUAUUUCUCUGUAGAGGAAGAGGAAGAUCAGAACAUUGUGCCUGAAACCUCUGAUGGCUACACCCUCCAAGUGCAGGAUGGGACUAAGGGCCUUUAA